GACACCGACAAGACCACUGCUAUCUUCAUCGGCAAGGUCAGGGGCCUCGCCUUCCAGAUUGAAGACGUCGUCGACGAGUUCACCUGCAAGCUGGAGGAGACCAAGCAUGGAGGGUUCGCUGGCAAGAUGAAGAAGCGGCUCAAGCAUAUCAAGACCUGGCGGCGCCUGGCAACCAAGCUCCAAGAAAUUGAAACCCAGCUGCAGGAUGCCAACCGGAGGAAGAGAGAUUAUGCUGUCACCGGCAGAUCUGCUUCCGCUGCCAGAUCGACGAAUCAAGGUCAAGCUUUGCACUUCACCAGGGAUGAGGACCUUGUGGGGAUUGAAGAGAACAAGGAGAGAUUGAUACGGUGGCUGACCGACGGUGGUGAUGGUCUGGAGCAGAGUAGCAGCAAAGUCACCCUGGUGUGGGGGAUGCCUGGUGUUGGUAAAACCACUCUUGUUGAUCAUGUGUACAACACCGUGAAAGGGGAUUUCGACGCCGCAGCAUGGGUAACUGUUUCGGAAAGUUACCGUAUUGAGGAUCUGCUGAGGAAGAUCGCCGCCCAGUUCAGCAUCGCAGUCGACGUCGCCAACAUUGAGAUGAGAGGCCUAGCAAAGUCCAUCCACAACUACCUUCAAGGUAAAAGGUACAUCUUAGUCUUGGAUGAUGUUUGGGCUGAAGGCUUGUGGUCGGAGAUAAGGGAUGUCUUCCCAACAUCUAACUGUACCGGCCGAGUUGUUAUGACAUCAAGAAAGCAGACAGUGUUGGCAACUAGGGAGUCUGCACCUGCAAUUCAUUUGGAACCACUACAAGCACAUCACUCCUGGGUGUUGUUCUGCAAAGCAGCAUUUUGGAAUGCUGAUGACAAAAAGUGCCCGUUGGAGCUGCAGGAAUUGGCUCGGAAGUUCAUAACAAAGUGUGAAGGCUUGCCUAUUGCUAUUGCGUGCAUUGGCCGCCUACUCUCCUGCAAACCCCAAAUUUCCGAUGAAUGGGAGGAUGUGUACAAGUGUUUGGAUUCGCAGUUGGCGAAAGAUGUGAUACGUGAUGGUCAUUUGAUCCUAAAGGUCAGCUUGGAGGACCUUCAGUAUGAUUUGAGGAAUUGUUUCCUACACUGUGCAUUGUCCCCAGAAGAUUAUGUAUUAAAGAGGAGAAGAACAGUGAGGAAAUGGAUUGCAGCAGGGUUUAUCAGGAUUAAGGAAGAGAACAGACCAUUGGAGGAAGUGGCAGAAGGAUACUUGGCCGAGCUUGUGAACCGAAGCCUACUGCAGGUAGUGAAGAGGAAUCAUUUCGGGCGACUGAAACACUGUCGGAUGCAUGAUGUCAUACGCCUUCUUGCCCUCAACAAAGCCAAGGACGAAUGCUUUGGUAAAGUUUAUGAUAGCUCUGCUGCUACUGGAGCAUUCUCUGUUGAGGGCGCACGCCGCAUAUCUGUUCAGGGUGAAAACCUUGAACACCUGAGCCGAUCUGGUGCCACACAGCUCCGUGAGCUCCAAGUAUUUGAGAGGUCUAUCAACAUUGAUCAGCUGAAGCCUAUCCUAACAUCUUCAAAUUUGCUGUCGACAUUGGAUCUACAAGGUACUUGUAUCAAAAUUCUGCCCAAUGAGGUAUUUGACUUGUUUAAUCUGCGUUAUUUGGGUCUUCGAGAUACCGAUAUCGAUGGCCUGCCUGAAGCAGUGGGGAGGUUACAAAAUUUGGAAGUCUUGGAUGCUUCUGGAUCUAAGUUGACAUAUUUACCAAACAGUGUUGUCAAACUUCAGAAGUUGAGAUACCUGUAUGCAUAUUCUGCUGGUGAUGCAGAUGAGCGAUUAGAAAGUAUAAUUAAUGACGCAGUCAAGGUGCCUAAUGGCAUGCAUCACUUGACAGGACUGCGGGCCCUUGAUUGUGUCAAAGCCACUCCAGAGUUUCUGUGUGAAGUUGGAGCUCUGAUAGAGUUAAGAACAUUCGGUGUCUACAAUGUGAGAAGUGAAAACUCUGCUGACUUGAGCAAUGCUAUCACCAAAAUGAACCAUCUUGCUCGUCUCGAAAUUUGCGCUGAAGCUGAGGAUGAGGUGCUGCAGCUGGAAGGGCUAUAUUUACCUCCAACCCUUUCUGUGCUUUGUUUAGGAGGGCAGCUAGAAAAAAUAUCGAUGCCUCAGCUUUUCUCUUCCUGGUCACACCUUGAUAGACUCACUCGGCUGACCCUGGCAUUCUCCAAUAUUGAUGAGGAAACCUUUUCCUGUCUGUGCUUGUUACGUUGUCUGUGCUUUCUUGUGCUAAUGAAUGCUUUUGAAGGGAAGAGGUUGGAUUUUUACGCAGGGUCAUUUCCAAAACUUAAGCAUCUAUGGAUACAUGGAGCAUCACAGCUCAACCAAGUUGGAAUAAAGGAGGGCGCGAUGCAAAACCUCGUCGAGCUAGAGUUCACAGACUGUCCUGAGCUAAAGUUUCUUCCUGAUGGUAUCGAACACCUUGCAGCCCUUGAGAAAUUAGGUCUGAAAGAUACGUCAGAAGAGCUGAUAGAGAAACUACGGCAGAACAGAGAUUCAGAUGAAUGCAGCUACGAUGUAAUGAAGAUUAGCCACAUAAGGAAUGUUACAGUUGUACUGAAAGGAGUCCGGGAAAGGAUUAGGUGACUGUCGCUGUUCGCAGAUUGUGUGCUGCGAUGUUGAGCACAUUUUGCUCGGGAGGGGGACGAGGAUGCUGGUGUGACUGGCUGUCCUCCCAUAUUUAAGCUCUGAUGGGGUGAGAAGAAUUUAAAAGCUGGGCAGCUCGUGAGGUGUUGCACUUGUUAGUUGUUACAUCUGUUGGUCAAUGAAAUUCUAGCCCAUUCCUGUUACUACUCUAUAUCGAAGACUGACACGGAAGACAGGUGGCAGCAGAUAUUUCUUAGCUGCAAAGAAAAAGAAUUACGCAUUUGGGGUCUGCACAUUACUGUAGCUAGCUAUGUUGAAAUGAGCAUUCUGCUCAUCCAGCAUUCUGCUCAUCAGCUAUUGAUAUUUUCUGUUGCCUGUCUACUUUCUUAGGCAUUGUUAGACAAGCUUCAGCAUGUCUGCAUGUUUGUGUACUGGCGUUUGAACUUGGAAUCUAUGUAAGCUGUAAUCAUUGCUGAGAAGUACAAGUAUAUAUUUCAGUACAACUUUGUUCA
Messenger RNA from Triticum urartu, 3101 nucleotides. The record is from RefSeq and is a predicted model, not a curated record. NCBI's taxonomy places the organism in Eukaryota, Viridiplantae, Streptophyta, Magnoliopsida, Poales, Poaceae.